GCAUGCACAGGUCCUACCAGCCGCUAAAGCCCGUCACCAACCGCUACCUGCAGCAGCGAUGCGACCACACUAACUACGAAAACCACCGCAGGAAGGUGAGCUCUGCCUUGCCUGUAGUGGACAACAAGGGCAUGAGGACACCAGCACAUGUCCAGCUCAAACUGAAAAAACUGCAGCUGCAGGAUGAGCGUCUGUCCAUCAUUGACAGAGACAACCGCCUCCUGGCCUCCAAGCUGGCCGACAUUGUUUGCUCUAAAGGCCUGGUGGACCAUCGCAACCAGUAUCACCUGAAGAGUUUGAAUGCUGACAAGAGGAGGGAGGAGCUUCUGCUGAUUGGCCGUCAGAAUCAGGCCAUCUACCAGCGCCUCACGUGUCGCCAGUCAGAGUACCGCCGCCAGCUGUGGUUGGAGGACUGGGAGAAGGCGGAUCGUCGGCGGGACGACAUUUCCCGAUACCCUCGUGGGCUUGCAGAGAAACAGAGGUCGCACAGGAAGGUGAAAUUUGCAGCUGUGGAGGGCAGCGAGUGAUCGACAAGCUGCAGCUACAGCGACACUGACAGGACCGGCAGAGAAAACUGAGACACAAACGCUAAAUGUUUUCCCCUUUUGGACAAACUAUCCUCAGCUAACUGCUUUAAUAACCCUAAAUCUGUCAAUCAUGGCUCAAAAACUACAACUACAGCAAGGAUGGCCCGCCAUGUCAAAUAAGCUUUUGCCACUAAAGUUAGUCUUUUAUUCUGCACUCUGGAAAACCCACAAAUAAUAGGCGUCCUUUUCUAGUCUUCCUGCUUUGUAUCUUUGCUGCUUUUGCAUCUCUAUUGUCCAGGUACGUGUGCACUAGGAAUUUGACUCUGGACUUUGACCUUGACUUGUACAAAAAUAAGAAUGACGGUAACACUUUACAAUAACCAUCAUUUAUAAAGUGUAUAUAGACCAUUUAGAACGGUAAAUACAUAAUUUUAUUAAUGUUUAACUAAGUAAAUCAUUUAAAAAUGGCUAAUAGAUGGUCUAUUAAUGUGAAUUUAUAGUUACUUUACCUUUACCUAGUUUAUUAAUAGUUUUAGUUGCACUCAUUUUAACACCAUAUUAAAUAUGUUAAUGAUUUUGAAAUGAUUCAUAUAUCUUUAAGAAAUUGGUUUGAACAUUUAACAUUUAAAUAUGUAUAGCACUUUGUAAAUGGUUAAUAAUUGGUCUAUAAACCAUCUAUAAACAUCACUUAGAUGGUUAUUGUAAAGUGUUACCAGAAUGACACAUAUACAAAGUCAGGUUGCUAAAAAUAUGUACAGGUAGUGCAAUGGUAGAAAUAAUUAGUCAGACGCUCCCGUUAUUCUAAAUCCCUGAUAGUUUGAUAAAUGUCCAGGUGGACUUAAAGCCAAUAAUUGCAACAGCCGGUUAUCCUGAAAAACAAAAAAACAAUUUCUCCAAAGGCCCAAUAGUCUGAAAAAACAGACACUGAUGUAAACUCGGUUCUUAGUGUGACUUGAUGCCUGUAAAAUACAUUUCCCCUUGGUAUAAGCUUGUUAAAGAUUACAUUAAUAACUAAAAAUGUAUUUUUUGCCCCACUGCUUUUCAGAAUUUAAAAAUAUUAGAACAUUUCUGCAUUUUAGAUCUAUCCAACAGAAUGCUGUAUGCUCUGUGUCUUCU
Messenger RNA from Centropristis striata (black sea bass), 1643 nucleotides. RefSeq lists its product as uncharacterized. The record is from RefSeq and is a predicted model, not a curated record. The coding region runs from base 3 to 527 and encodes 174 amino acids. Lineage: Eukaryota; Metazoa; Chordata; Actinopteri; Perciformes; Serranidae. The transcript has 5 exons.